AUGUUAGGAUUGAUAUCUGACGAGAAAUGUUUAUAUUUAGCUGAACAGUUAGAUAAACUAUAUUCAAAACCAGUAGCAACGAUAAAAGAAAUGACAAAUUUUCAAAAUCGUGUACGAAAGUCUUGUAUCAAAACACCUCUAGUAGCUGAUUAUUCAAAAAUAAAAGUUUACACAUGGUAUCUUAGAUCAUUACUAUUUUUAGCUUUAAAAGAUGAGGAUCAUCUUCAGUUACAACAUUUGCAACAUAUUGUCGAGUUAUCCAAUAAACUGUUCCCAUUAUCAGUGUCAUUUGAUAACAUAUCGGAUAUUGAAGAAUUAUUGUUUGCAUGGUUAAACAUAAUAAUAACACCAUCAUUACGAGAAGAUUUACCCAAUUGUUUUCAUCGGCAAUCACAUGAAGAGUUUGAGAGAUAUGAUAAAAAGAAACCCAUUUGGUUAACGUACAAUUUAUGUUAUCCAAUUGUAUUCGUAUUUAACAUGAUAGACGUAUAUUACGACGGAGAGAAUAACGAUGAGAAUGUUGAUGAUGAAGAUGAGAGAAACAGUAACGAUGAGAAUGUUGACGAUGAAGAUGAGAGAAACAGUAACGAUGAGAAUGUUGAUGAUGAAGAUGAGAGAAACAGUAACGAUGAGAAUGUUGACGAUGAAGAUGAGAGAAACAGUAACGAUGAGAAUGUUGAUGAUGAAGAUGAGAGAAACAGUAACGAUGAAGAUGACGAUAAUGAAACAGACAAUGUUAUUAUCAUUCCAUUUCUAAAAUUAAAUGGUGUACCAACAAAUACAAAUGAUUACAAUUUUAUACCGAUAGAAAAAACGCGGCUUCAACAAAUUUUACAAUUUUUCAUGACAAUGCUUUGUACACCAUUGUUAGAUUUGCCAUCAUGUUACGAUAUUCAGUAUCUCAUUGAUCGAUUAUCCGCUGUCGGUUUUAAAAAUGAUUUAAUAUCAGAUGUAUUUUAUGAAGUAGCAUUAAAGAAAUUUAAUGUUAUCUUCGAAUUAAAAUCUGCUUUGUAUGCAUUAAAAAUAAAUGAUCCUAUUCUUGUAAAUAUCAAUAUAGAACGAAAAAUAUUGAUCGAAGAACGUCAUGAUAAAUGUUGUCAACAAAUGAAAAGUUUAUUCGAUGGUGCUUUGCAAUUAUCAUCAACAGAUAGGUGGAAAAUUCAGGUGCACAUGGGAUAUACAUACUAUUUUCUUCUGGGUUAUUAUUCCGAAGCCAUUGAUUUAUUGAAAACAGUGAUAAACGAUUAUAACACGAACCAACAAAAGGAUGAUCGAUAUGCAUUGUCAAUUAUAAACUUUGGCGAAGACUCCAAAAAGUGUCCAGUACUAUCGUAUGUAUGUGAGAAGUUAAAUCAACCUAUUUUGCUUAUUCCAGCAAUUGUUCUUGCUUACUAUACAUUGUUUCAAUGCUUUCGUAUGACUGAGCAAUGGGACAAUGGUCUUGAAUAUAUUGGACAAUUUAAACAAAUAUGUACAAAAUUAGAGAUUACUUUCAAAGAAAAAUAUGAUCACUCGGUAAUUAAAUUACUACUAGCUACCAGCUUGUUUUGUGUAGCUUCAGUGGAUGAAGUUGAAAUUAGAACUGAAUUAGCUAAUGAACUAAUGUCACUCUGUGGGAUACAAUGUCUUAUAUGUCGAUCGGACAGACAAAACUUUCUCGAUCAUGAAUUCACACUCGAAUUACCGUAUGCAUUAUCCGAAUGUGGUGGUGAAAAUGAACAAAUCCAUACAAAACCACGACCAGUGGAGAAAAUCCCAAACAUGCUUAUUAUUCGUCAUGGUUAUGAUUGCUAUAAGAUGCGCUCAUGGUUAAUUUGUGAGACGACAAUUCUGAAUGAAUUAGAAAAAUGGAUCAGCCGUUUACCAGUCAUUGUUGUGCUUGAAGAUUAA
Didymodactylos carnosus is the source of this 1890-nucleotide messenger RNA. The record is from the annotation of a GenBank genome assembly. NCBI's taxonomy places the organism in Eukaryota, Metazoa, Rotifera, Eurotatoria, Philodinida, Philodinidae.